Chironomus riparius is the source of this 1038-nucleotide messenger RNA. The record is from the annotation of a GenBank genome assembly. NCBI's taxonomy places the organism in Eukaryota, Metazoa, Arthropoda, Insecta, Diptera, Chironomidae.
AUGGACAGCGAUAGUGUUGAUGAUUUUGUGUUUCCAUCAACAGACCCAAACUCAAUAAUUUUAAUAAUUUGUUCUUCAGGCUCAACAGGUUUUCAAAAAGGAGUCUGUAAGUCACAUAAGCAUGUCAUUCAAUACUUCUUUCCAUAUUUCAAUCAAAAUACUGACAAGCCAUUUGUUGUCCUUCAAAGUUCCUACAUAUUCUGGUUUAGUGGGAUUUACUUUAUUAUUGUUGGUGCGCUGUAUAAGUGUGUCAGAAUAAUAUCAAUAAAACCUAUAGAACCUCAAUCUGUUGUGGACAUAAUUCAAGACUAUAAAGUUAAUUCACUCAUGAUUGCUCCUUAUGCUGUCUCGAAAAUCUUGCAAAUCCAAAAUUUGAAGCGACUUGACAGUAUAACAGAGCUUGUUAUUGCUGGAUCAGCUGCAUCGAAGGAUAUUCAAAAUAAUAUUCAGAAGUUUAUUCCAAAUGGCAUUGUCUGUAAUGCUUAUGGAUGUUCAGAAGAAAAUUAUUUGACAAUCAACAAAAAUGUUUUGAAAUAUGGAAGUUGUGGACUUCCAGUUGACAAUACAGAAUUGAUGGUUGUUGACGACGAUUUUAAAAACCUCGGACCAAACGAAAAAGGCGAAAUUUGUUCCAGACUUUCAAUUCAAUUUUCUGGAUAUUUUGAUGAGCCAGAAAAGACACAAGAAGCAUUCGAAGGCGACUGGUUCAAAACUGGUGACAUUGGGUACUUUGAUGAUGAUGGCUAUCUCUACAUCGUUGACAGAAAGAAGGAACUCUUAAAAUACAAUAAUUAUCAAGUCACACCAUCAGAAAUUGAAGCAGUCAUUAAUGAAAUUAAAGGAAUUGUGAAUAGCAGCGUUGUUGGUGUUUAUGAUGCAAAUGAAGGCAACGACAUCAUUCAUGCUUUUGUAAUUGUUGAUGAAUCAAGCAAUUUGGCUGAAAAUGUGAUUCUCGAGCAAGUUAAUGGGAAGCAUGAUAACAAAAGUGCAUAUGAUGAGAUGUCGGUAGAGCAAUGUGAGUUUAAUGAUGGGAAAUAG